GCUGUCAAAGCAAGUCUGGUGGCUGAGUGUGUAUUGUGGGUACUUGGUAGUUCUGUGAUCGUUCUGCAGGUAACGAGAGAGUACUGGGACCUUUCAACUUACUGCACAAUGAGUGCCCCUGAUUACAUGCAAUGUGCGGAGGACCAUCAGACGCUGCUUGUGGUUGUCCAGUCUAUCGGAAUAAUUAAAGGGGACAACUUCUUCAAUGUAUUUAAGCGUAUCUCAUCUGUGUCUCAAGUUAACGUAAGCAAUUCUCAACGCUCACUCUACAUCCGCUAUCGGCAUCAGUAUUCUGUAGAAAACAAUGAGUGGGGAGAUUUUCAGACCCAUCGCAAAGUAGUUGGUCUCAUCUGUAUCGCAGAUUGCACCUCACCCAAGGAUUUGCCUCAGAUUUUCUCAAAAUUUACCCAACAAAAGGAGGCUUACAGUUCAACACUGUAUGAUUCCCGCCUGUUUGUUUUUGGACCACAUGAAGAGGUUGCAGACCAAUCCCGCAUUGAUGUGGUGUCAUACCCUAGUUAUGAAAAUUGUGAGGCAGUGGAAAAGCACGUAGAGGAUUUCAUCGAAUCUCUCUUCAUUGUUUUGGAGUCUAAGCGUCUUGAUAGAACCAGUGAGAAGUCUGGAGAGAAAAUACCUCUUCUUUAUGUACCUUACGAAAAAAAGGAUUUUGUGGGUUUGGACCCCGAUAGCAGGCACUACAAGAAACGUUGCCAGGGGCGCAUGAGGAAGCAUGUGGGUGACUUGAGUUUGCAGGCGGGGAUGCUGCAGGACGCGCUGGUGCAUUACCAUAUGGCGGUGGAGCUUUUACGUGCUGUUAAUGAUUUUGUGUGGUUGGGAGCUGCUCUGGAAGGGUUAUGUUCUGCAUCUGUUGUACAACAUUACCCUGGAGGAACUGGAGGAAAGCACAGAGUUCGUAGAACCCAGAAUAUAGCGCUGUCAGCAGAGGCCAAUAAGAGACACCGCCCAGGUGCUCAAGAAGUUCUCAUUGAUCCAGGUGCCCUCUCUACCAAUGGGAUAAACAUGGAUGCCAGCACAGAAAUUGGACGAGCUAAAAAUUGUCUCAGCCCUGAAGAUAUCAUAGAGAAAUACAAGGAAGCAAUCUCCUAUUAUGGAAAAUCUAAGACAGCCGGAGUGAUAGAGCUGGAAGCCUGUGUGAAAGCCGUUCGAGUCCUGGCCAUACAGAAGAAAAGCAUGGAGGCUUCUGAGUUCCUGCAGAACGUGGUAUACAUCAACCUUCGCCAGCUUUCUGAGGAGGAGAAGAUCCAGCGGUACAGUGUUCUCUCCGAGCUGUACGAGCUCAUUGGAUUUCACCGCAAGUCGGCUUUCUUCAAACGCGUAGCAGCCAUGCAGUGUGUGGCUCCCAGCAUCCCAGAGCCUGGCUGGAAAGCGUGUUACAAGCUUCUCCUUGAAACCCUGCCUGGCUAUAGCUUGUCUCUGGAUCCCAAGGAUUUCAGCAAAGGUACCCACAAAGGAUGGGCUGCGGUACAGAUGCGCCUGCUUCAUGAGCUUGUCUAUGCGUCUAGAAGGAUGGGGAACCCAGCUUUGUCUGUCCGACAUCUGUCUUUCCUUCUGCAAACCAUGCUAGACUUCCUGUCAGACCAAGAGAAAAAAGAUGUUGCGCAGAGUCUGGAAAGCUACACAUCCAAAUGCCCUGGCACCAUGGAGCCCAUUAAACUGCCCGAAGGGUUAACCCUUUCUCCUGUUCCAUUCACUAAGCUGCCCAUUGUCAGGUCAGUGAAACUUCUUAACCUUCCAGUAAUAUUGCGACCACAGAAAGUAAAAAACUUACUUGGCCAGAAGCUUUCCACAAAAAGUCCGUUCAUCUACUCACCUAUCAUUGCUCACAACCGAAGUGAGGAGAAGGACAAGAAAAUAGAUUUCCAGUGGGUUCAAGGAGAUGUGUGUGAAGUUCAGUUAAUGGUCUACAACCCAAUGCCCUUUGAACUGAGAGUGGAGACCAUGGGCCUCUUAACAAGUGGAGUUGAGUUUGAGUCUCUCCCAGCAGCUCUGUCACUUCCUGCUGAAUCUGGCUUGUACCCUGUUACAUUAGUUGGCGUACCAAGAACUACAGGACAGAUUACAGUCAACGGUUAUCACACAUCUGUAUUUGGAGUAUACAGCGACUGUCUACUGGAGAAUCUUCCAGGACUGAAAAACAAUGGUUGUACAGUUGAUGUGAUUCCUGCGUUGCCAAGACUACAGAUCAGCACUUCCCUUCCAAGAUCUGCUCAUGUCUUGCAGCCGUUAUCAGGUGAAGAUGUGUCUACUCACGUUUCUGUACAGCUUUAUAAUGGUGAGACACAGAAGCUUGUUAUAAAGCUGGAAAAUAUUGGGACGGAACCACUAGAAAACCUUGAGGUCACCUCAAAAAACUUGAACAAGGAAAAACUGUAUGGAGAUUUUCUGACCUGGGACCUGGAACAGACUCUUUCUCAGUUUCCUUUAAAGCCAGGAAACACAGCCGUUUUAAUAGUGUUUAUCAAGGUGAAACUAGACUUUUCCUGCCAGGAGAACCUCUUGCAAGAUCUUAAUGAUGAUGGAAUCAGUGUUAGUGGCUUACAGAUUUCCAGUCCUUUUCGGCAAGUUGUGAAACCCAGGUUGGAAAACAAACCGAUCAGCGCACCAGAGGUUAAUAAGAGCACUGAUUUUAGCCAUGUGAAGACACUGGAAGGCAUCUUACAUUUUAAAUAUUCUGGGGGCCCAGGCCAUGCAGAAGGGUAUUACAGGAACCUCUCCCUGGGACUGCAUGUAGAUGUGGAGCCGUCUGUGUUUUUCACUCGUGUAAGCACCCUACCAGCCACCAGCACAAGGCAAUGCCAUCUGCUCCUGGAUGUGUUUAAUUCAACAGAACAUGAGUUAACCAUUAAUGCCAAGGACAACGAAGACCUCAUCCUUCAUGCUGGCGAGUGUCAACGCAUGGCAAUUCAGGUGGAUAAAUUCAACUUUGAAAACAUUAUGGAUAGUUCUGAAGAAGAACUUCAGUUUGUGAAUCAACAAGAGAUAGAAGAAGAGAGACACCAGGCCAAAGGCCUCGAAAUCAACAGCAAGCUGGGCAUCCGCUGGAAGAUCCCAUCUCUGAAGCGUGAAGGAGAGGCAAGUGUCGAAGGCGUGUUAAAUCAGCUGGUCCUCGAGCAUCUACAACUGGCACCUCUCCAGUGGGAUGUGUUAGUGAAUGGAAAACCGUGCGACUGUGAUGUGAUUGCAGACUGUAAAGUUGGCGAUCCCAUACACCUGGAAGUCAGACUUACUAACCGCAGUAAGAACUCCGUAGGUCCCUUCGCCCUCUCUGUAAUACCAUACCAAGAUUACCAGAACGGAGUUCAUAACUACGAACUCCAAGACAUUGUUACCUUCGUUGGAUCCAACACCUUCUACAUAAGUUCUGUUCAGCCAUCAGAGAAUUCUAUCUGUUAUGGGGCCCUACUCUUCCUGUAUACUGGAGAUUUCUUUUUGGACAUCAAGUUCCAAGAUGAUAACUCGAACCGAGAGUUACCGUUAUCUUGGUUCUGCCUUCCGAGUGUUCACAUCCGUGCUAUGAAUACAAUUAGCGAGACUCCAUUUGAAUGAAAUUCCAUUCUUUCUGUAUUGUGAAUGAAUGCUGCACGUAACUGUAACUGUUUUGUUAGAUUCUUUUGUCAAUAAAAAUGUUUUAAAAAUUGUAAGGCUAAAAAAA
Messenger RNA from Bombina bombina (fire-bellied toad), 3673 nucleotides. RefSeq names its product trafficking protein particle complex subunit 9 (gene TRAPPC9). The coding region runs from base 109 to 3567 and encodes 1152 amino acids. The record is from RefSeq and is a predicted model, not a curated record. Gene Ontology annotation, cellular component: trans-Golgi network. The transcript has 23 exons. NCBI's taxonomy places the organism in Eukaryota, Metazoa, Chordata, Amphibia, Anura, Bombinatoridae.